AUGCUUGUAAGAAGCGUAAGAGCGUUUUCCGCCGGUAGGGCUCUAUUUAUUAAAGCCGAUCCUGCUAAAGCUGCUGCAGCAGCUACUGCCUCGGCUACUUCGAUCAGUCCCGACCCUAUUUCAUCGAAGACUGCACUUGAGUAUGCCCUGUCGUUAGAUGAACCUUGCCACAGUUGGACCAAGGAACAGUUAUCGUCUAUUUACCAUACUCCGUUGAUUGAAUUGGUUCACAGUGCUCAAUUGCAACAUAGAAAAUGGCAGGAUCCUUCUAAAGUGCAACUUUGUACGCUAAUGAACAUCAAGACUGGUGGCUGUUCCGAGGAUUGUAAAUACUGUUCCCAAUCGUCUCGUAACGAUACUGGCUUGAAAGCUGAAAAGAUGGUGAAAGUCGAUGAAGUAUUGAAGGAAGCUGAAGAAGCCAAGAGAAACGGUUCCACUAGAUUUUGUCUAGGUGCUGCCUGGAGAGAUAUGAAUGGUAGAAAAUCUGCCAUGAAGAGAAUCUCUGAAAUGAUUAGCAAAGUUAACGAAAUGGGUUUAGAGACUUGUGUCACUCUAGGUAUGGUCAACGAAGAACAAUCAAAGCAACUAAAGGAAGCGGGUCUGACAGCAUAUAAUCACAACAUUGAUACUUCAAGGGAGCAUUACAAAAACGUUAUCACCACAAGAUCCUAUGACGAAAGGUUGAGCACUAUUAAAAAUGUUCAAAAUUCUGGUAUUAAGGCAUGCACUGGUGGUAUCUUGGGUCUUGGUGAAACUCGUGACGACCAUAUUGGAUUCUUAUACACUUUGUCUAACAUGUCACCUCACCCAGAGUCAUUACCAAUCAAUAGACUUGUUGCCAUCAAGGGUACUCCAAUGGCUGAAGAGUUGGCUAAACCACAAACUAAGAAGCUUGAGUUCGACGAAAUUGUGAGAACUAUCGCUACAGCUCGUAUCGUUAUCCCACAGGCAAUCAUUAGAUUGGCUGCUGGUCGUUACACAAUGAAGGAGCAUGAACAAUUCCUGUGUUUCAUGGCCGGAUGUAACAGUAUCUUUACCGGUAAGAAGAUGCUGACCACAAUGUGUAACGGUUGGGACGAAGACAAGGCGAUGCUAACUAAAUGGGGUUUGAAGCCUAUGGAAGCUUUCCAAUACGAUGCUCUUGAGGAGCAAAGAAAAAGAAGACUGCAAGAGGCAGCUGCAUAA
This is a messenger RNA of Torulaspora delbrueckii, 1185 nucleotides long. It is a transcript of the gene BIO2, whose product is annotated as biotin synthase. Gene Ontology annotation, molecular function: biotin synthase activity; 2 iron, 2 sulfur cluster binding. The record is from RefSeq and is a predicted model, not a curated record. Lineage: Eukaryota; Fungi; Ascomycota; Saccharomycetes; Saccharomycetales; Saccharomycetaceae. Gene Ontology annotation, cellular component: mitochondrion. Gene Ontology annotation, biological process: biotin biosynthetic process. The transcript has a single exon. Bases 1 to 1185 code for a protein of 394 amino acids.